CAUCGAGGACUCUGGUUUUGAAGCAGGAUACACCGGAUUUGCACAACACCAAAUGCAAGGAAGGCAGACCCAGCCCAGAAGAGUUUACAGUCGACGGCUCUGGCUUUAACACAGCAGCGCAACAGUGGUUCCUAAAUGGCCUCAGGUAUGGACGGGAAGAAAUGCAGCGUGUGGAUGUUUUUACCUCUUGUGUUUACCCUGUUUACUUCAGCCGGAUUAUGGAUAGUGUACUUUAUAGCAGUGGAAGAUAACAAAAUUAUCCCGCUAAGCGUGCCAGAGAGGAAACCUGGUUCCAAAAGACCACCUUAUAUAAGUAUUGCAGGUGAUGCACCUCCUGCAAGCUGUGUCUUUAGCCAAGUCAUGAACAUGGCAGCAUUUCUAGCACUUGUCCUUUCUGUCCUGCGCUUCAUUCAGCUGAAGCCCAAGGUGCUAAACCCUUGGCUGAACAUCAGCGGCCUGGUGGCAUUAUGCAUGGCCUCCUUUGGGAUGACCUUACUUGGCAACUUUCAGCUUUCCAACGACGAGGAGAUCCAUAACGUGGGCACAUCGCUGACCUUUGGCUUUGGGACCUUGGCAUGCUGGAUCCAGUCUGCCCUCACCCUCAAGAUCAACCUGAAGAAUGAAGGACGGAAAGUCGGGAUCCCACGAGUUGCCCUGUCGGCCAGCAUCACCCUCUGCGUGGUGCUCUAUUUCAUCCUAAUGGUGCAGGGCAUCCACAUGCACGCUGCCAGGAUCCAGUGGGGCCUGGUGAUGUGCUUCCUCUGCUACUUCGGCACGUUUGCGGUGGAGUUCAGGCACUACAGAUUCGAGAUCGUUUGCUCUGAGUACCAGGAAAACUUCCUGAGCUUUUCCGAAAGCCUAUCCGAAGCCUCCGAGUACCAGACGGAUCAGGUGUAGCCUGUCCUCUAGCAGGGGGGAGGGGAGGGGGCUGCCACGUUCUUAUGGGUUAAACAUGACCUCAUUUACACUUUUUUGAUAAGUUUGUUCUCCAUGUGCAAUCAUGACCGUAUUGCCAAAGGGCUCUGAGGGCGGCUGUCUCGUUAAGAGCCAAACAAAAAUACCUGUCUGAUGGAAGAGGAGUGGGUUGUUUUGAACUGCAACGCGAGAGAGCACAAGUUUAUGCUACCAGUGACUCUUUCUCAGCAGCUGCUGCAGGCCUGUUGUUCAAGACAUGAGCCAGCCGGUCCUCGCGAUGCCUCUCCGAGGCCAGCACCCCUAGGACUGUUCUGCAGAGGAAAUGAAGGGAAAGGACCUCUCCGGGCACAAAGAGCGUGCAGAAGUUGCCAGUUGCCAAGUCACUAGACUGCAUCUGUCUUGCGUGUAACGUUGUUUUGUUUGCUUCAGAGCGGAGUAAUUUGGUAGGGGGAAGACAGUGGCCGUUUCUUGGACUCAGCCAGCGGAAGACCCACACGGACUAGCUUUUCCUGCGAGCAGGCAGGCAUUUCUUCCAACCUGCAAAGCAGCCAGGUUUGGGUGAGAUCAGGCUGUCGAACAGAGCAAGCAGGCAGCGAGAGUUGGCUGACGCCGCCGUGUAGCCGGGUGGGCUGUGCAGGCAGCAGGGAGGCCGACACUCGCCACCUCGGUGGGGUGCUACGCUCGGCUUCACCUUCCAGACUCAGCAGCUGGAACUGAGCAAAGCGAAGUGCUCAGUUCAGACGUGAAUGCCUGUACGCUCUAAAGAUGACCCAGAGACAGUUGCUUUCUGUAAGUGUUUAGUGCUUCCACCACAUACCACGCCGAAUAUUUCAAAAGCUUUUUUUUUCUUCUUUUUUCCUUGUAGACAGUGAAAAAUGUUGUUUUUAAACAUACUGGACUUGCCUGCAAUGGAAACAUACAUUGCAGGUGGGUUUUACAGGCCUAGGUUUACUUCUGCUACCCAUGCGCUUAGAAGUCAAGUUUCAGAGCUCUGCCUAGGCUCCAGACCUCCUGGCGUGGACGGUUUGCCUGAGCGGGGUCUGCCACAAGCUCUGGAUUCGAAGGUUGCAGUGGGCUUCCAAGGAGCCCAGGCCCAGCGGGACGCAGCACGGGAGCAGCACUGCCCCAGGGCUCGGGGGAUGUGGUGUGGCAGCUGCAGGUGCAGGAAGGAGCCAGGGAAAACAGAAGGCCUUCUCCCUCCCCGUCCCUUAGGGACAGGGAAUUAACCAGCCCUUUCCUCUGAGCUGAAUGACCAAAAAAAAAAACCAAGUAGUUUUGUUGUGUACUCCAAGCGGCGCUUGGCUUGGAAGGCUGACUGAAAUACAAAAAGGAGAAACUUCCUGCAGACCAGUGGGCUGUUUUUCAAGGAAAAAGCAGAAGCCCAAACCCCCCUGCCUGAAACCCCUGAGUCUGGGAAAGCUGCUGUAUUGGCUAGAGGAGGGAGGGAGCUGUUUCACAGGAGCAUCGCUCCCGAGUCAGGCUACGCUGGUUUGCCUCUCUUGGCUGAGCCGACAUGGGGCAUCUUGUCAUCCCUGCAGGAAAAUAAGCAGCAAUGAGAACAGUGGCAAAAUGCAUUUUAAGGGGGAACUCCUACCCCAUAGUGACAUUUCUGACGGAAAGGAAAGGGCACAGGGGAAUUCAGUGCUCUGCAAAGGUCAGAGUCCUCUGCUGAAAGCAGAGAUGAUGAAGGAAAAAAAUCAAAAAUAGCGUAAACAGAAAGCUUUCAACCAGCCCUUUACUUUGUAUGUCUCGGGACAAAACUCCCUCUCAGGCAGCUCCAUUGACCGGCAGGUUUACGCUGAAUUGCUGAAGGCCCCCCUCCUUCACGUAGCUGUUGUUAGCGGGAAGCUUUCGAGGAGGGACGUGCCAAGGGUUGCGUCUAACUGCGCGGGGCAACGGCACAGCCGCAGAGGGGCCCUGCUGCCCGGGAGCCCCCACGAGGGAGCGCUCCCUGGGCUGAGGGUGGGAGGGGACCAAAAGACACUAAUGGGGAUUCUCUUACACAGACACACACUCAAUGCAUACGGAGCAGAGAACAGUGUUUUGUUUUUUAAAGGUGUUUUACUGUAAAUAGUCCACUGUGACAUUUUUUUUAAAAUCAAGUACUAC
Molecule: messenger RNA, 3024 nt
Organism: Struthio camelus australis
Lineage: Eukaryota; Metazoa; Chordata; Aves; Struthioniformes; Struthionidae
Source: RefSeq, a predicted model, not a curated record